Hemicordylus capensis (graceful crag lizard) is the source of this 2117-nucleotide messenger RNA. It is a transcript of the gene SAP30BP, whose product is annotated as SAP30 binding protein. Bases 138 to 1070 code for a protein of 310 amino acids. Gene Ontology annotation, biological process: regulation of DNA-templated transcription. NCBI's taxonomy places the organism in Eukaryota, Metazoa, Chordata, Lepidosauria, Squamata, Cordylidae. The transcript has 11 exons. The record is from RefSeq and is a predicted model, not a curated record. Gene Ontology annotation, cellular component: nucleus.
AGGAAAAACGACUGGCGUAUUUGGAAGGCUUUCAGGCCCCGUUGGCAAGACAGAAUGGUUGCUGUGGCGACCGCUUGGUGCGCCCACGUCACUCUCGCGCGCCGGAAGUAGACUGAUUGAGACCGCAGAACAGGGAAAUGGCGGCUGCGAAGAAGAGCGUUCUUUCUUCCUUGGCAGUUUAUGCUGAAGAUUCCGAGCCCGAAUCCGAUAGUGAAGCCGGUGGGGCGGGGAGUGAGCGCGGAGCGGGCACGGAAGAAAAAGGAGGCUUGGUGUCGGAAGACUAUGGAGAGGAUGAUUUCAGUAAGAUUGAGGGAGAGGAGGAUGGUUACGAUGAAGAUGACGAUGAAAACAGCAGACAAUCGGAAGAUGACGAUUCAGAGACUGAAAAACCUGAGGCUGAUGACCUAAAGGACUUUUCAGAACUGGAGAAGAGAGAUCCUCAGGAACUAGUUGCUUCUUUCUCGGAACGCGUCAGAAACAUGUCACCUGAUGAGAUCAAAAUCCCUCCAGAACCCCCAGGCAGAUGUUCCAAUCAUUUACAGGAAAAGAUACAAAAGUUGUAUGAGAGGAAGAUAAAAGAGGGCAUGGACAUGAACCUUGUCAUCCAGAGGAAGAAAGAGUUUCGCAACCCCAGCAUCUAUGAGAAGCUCAUCCAGUUCUGUGCAAUUGAUGAACUUGGCACAAAUUACCCGAAGGACAUGUUUGAUCCUCAUGGGUGGUCUGAGGACUCCUAUUAUGAGGCGCUAGCAAAAGCACAGAAAAUUGAAAUGGACAAACUGGAGAAGGCCAAGAAGGAGCGAACUAAGAUUGAGUUUGUGACAGGGACUAAGAAGGGGACAACAAAUGCUCCAUCUACUACAACGACAACAACCAGCACUGCAGGUGGAGAUGCACAGAAGAGGAAAAGCAAGUGGGAUUCUGCUAUUCCUGUGACGACAAUAGCCCAGCCCACCAUUCUCACAACCACUGCAACACUGCCAGCUGUUGUCACAGUUACUACCAGUGCAAGUGGCUCCAAAACAACAGUGAUCUCUGCAGUUGGCACUAUAGUGAAAAAGGCAAAACAGUGACAAAUUCCUUGGAGAGACUGAUGGGUUCUUUCAGCCUGAAUCAUACUGGAAGCACUGCUCUGGAAGCAAAGGAAAGAUGUUCACUUCUGGUAUAUAAAUGGACUAUGUAAAAAUAGAUAUGCCAUUGUUGGGCAAAAAGAGGGUAGAAAUUGCUUCUGCGUGUGUACAGAUUCAUAACUGAGCUCUACUUGGAAAGACGUUCUUCUAAUUCUUUGAUAGAGCUGUCCCUCACUGUAUUGUGUACAGUGUACUGUCAGUGUGUAAAUGUUGGCUUAUUAAAUGCUGUAUUAUAACUGUCACUGUGUCAGGAUCCUUAAGAUCUGUGAAAUGAAAGCUUUAAAGAGAGAGGUAGAAAUGAACUAUACUCAAGUAAAAUGGUUGCAUCCUGGGCCUUUCAGUAUUGAGGAACAUUUGCUUGCUCUGCUGCCGCCUCUCCUUGACUUCAGGAAACUAUAGGCAAGGAUUAUUUAUUCACAAAAUCGUUAAGAGAUGUAAAGGUAGGUUAUGCAGGUCCUCAUGUAGAUUUAGGUGGAUUGUAUAAACCAUGUAGCUCCAAUUUCAGGCCCAAAUUGGCACAUUCCUGGUGUGGGUGUAUAUCUUCCCUGUCCAUGCGCACAGAUCUUACAAUCAAAAAUUUGACCUGCAGAGCCCAACUGUGUGUUUAGUGUGAUGUAUAGUUUGAUCCUCAGAGCAGGGUUGUGGAAGUUUGGCUUUGGAGAGAUGAAACAGUGAAAAUCAGCACAGCAGAUUGUGCCUAGAUUUGGGGAAUUCUUGUGCAGAAUCUGGAUUCUGAUAGAAGGCUGCUUGUGAAAGAGAAGGGAGGAGCAAGUAGAGUUUCUAUGCUCAGUACCAGGUUUGGAGGAAAGAAAGAACUAUGUGCUCAACCUUUGUCAGUGAGAGAGAGAGAGAGAUGUUGUAAUGCUGCCAUUUUGUAGUAAUGCCAUUUUCACUAAAUCGAAUGACAAAAAUGUCAGUUUACAUUUGUAUAAGCUUUCUUACCUCUGUAACUCUGAACACCUUUGAAUAUAAAACCAGAGACUUUUAAAA